This is a messenger RNA of Carassius carassius (crucian carp), 2215 nucleotides long. RefSeq names its product protein shisa-6-like. NCBI's taxonomy places the organism in Eukaryota, Metazoa, Chordata, Actinopteri, Cypriniformes, Cyprinidae. Gene Ontology annotation, biological process: regulation of short-term neuronal synaptic plasticity; regulation of AMPA receptor activity. The coding region runs from base 330 to 2192 and encodes 620 amino acids. The record is from RefSeq and is a predicted model, not a curated record. Gene Ontology annotation, cellular component: AMPA glutamate receptor complex; postsynaptic membrane; dendritic spine membrane. The transcript has 9 exons.
CGGGAUCGGAUACUGACUACCACUUCACUUCACCUUGGCAGGAGCCAACACACCCGCCUGAAGCAGUGAAGUCAAGAGCAAGAUGGGAAGUGACAUGUAAAGGCUGGUUCGAAAAGAGUUUUUCGGAAAUCCCAGCAGUAACGCCCAGCUGAGCCGAACACAAGCAGCGCUAGGGGAAGAAUAUCUGAGUUAAAUGAAUGGCGUCUUUCAUCAUCAUCUCCAAGAGCGGCUCGACGUCAGCGAUGCGGGACUCGCGAGCAGCGGAGGAUCAGCGCGCCUGAAGCGGAAAUCACCGAGAGCUUUCCAGGGUCCUGAAAACGCGCCGCGCCAUGGGUAUACGACACUUUCUGCUGCUGCUCAUUUAUCUGGACCCCCUCAACGUGUUUGGCACCCUGACUGCCAAACGAGCCAAACCUGCUCCCAAAAGGACUCCGAAGCCGAAGGAACUGAACGGCACCACUGUCGCGCCUUCCGCGUCCACGCAGCGGAUCACGCAGGUCCGUUCGGCACUGACGCACGAGACAUGCCUGGGCUACUACGACGUGAGCGGACAGUUCGACAAGGAGUUCGAGUGCAAUAAUACCCACCACCGCUACUGCUGCGGCUCGUGUUACUUGAGAUUCUGUUGCCAGUUUAAAGGCAACCGGUUGGAGCAGAGAACUUGCAAGAACUACCACAAGCCUGACUGGGUGAAAACUGUGCCCACGUCCCCGGUUCCAACAGGGGACACUUACGAUCCGAGCAUGGACCAAACGAGCACUGCGGUCUACAUUACCUGCGGUGUCAUUGCUUUUAUUAUAGUCCUUGGGGUUUCAACUAAAGUCGCAUAUGACAAAGCAACCCAACCACCUCAGGAAAUGAACAUUCACAGAGCUCUAGCAGAUAUACUUAGACAACAAGGACCCAUUCCUAUAUCUCAGUAUGACUGUGAGAGCUUUGCGGCGAUGAACAGCUCAUCCAAAGACAACACUCUACAGCGCACAGGUUCCAAAAACCACUACACCCCUGUCCACAGCUCCAAAUCCAAUCACGGAGCACAUUACUCGAAGGAGAGCAGUCGACGCGGUGGCCAUGACCUUCACAACUUCAUCACGUCUGGCUUUGUGACACUUGGCCGGAGCCACGAAAAAGGGGAGAAGCACUGGCCGGUUCGGUCUCAGAGUCAUCAUGGAGCCCAUCAACAUAAUUACAACCAUCUUGUUCUCAGUAGCCCAACUCGAACACCUAAAAAUGCUCACAGAUCUCUAAGGCAUGAGAGCACCCGGAUGAACAAUAUCCUCACCUCACAAACCGAGCCGUACGACCUAUCCUUCUCACGCUCCUUCCAGAGCCUAUCCCACCUACCCCCAUCCUACGAAUCUGCUGUGAAAGCUGACCUCAACAAAUGCUCCUCACUCAAGAGACUAACAGAUAAGGAUGGUGAUGACUACUACAGCCGGAAAAGGCAUCUUCCAGACCUAGCAGCACAAGAAACUCUUCCCUUGCACAUAAUCAAGAUUAACCAGGAGUCCCAGAGCAGCCAGCAGCAGCAAACGCCCUGCCAGCGUCCCCGCAGGGUUCAGAGGGCCAUGUCCCAGGACCGCGUACUGUCCCCCGAGCGCAGCCAUGCAAACGACUACCCCAUGUCUCCCUACAGCAUCUCCCCAUAUGGUGGUCGCAUCAUCUCUGAUGAGCAGCUCCUGUCAGCUGAGCGCCUGCGCUCCCACGAGCGGCUCAUCUCACAAGAACGCCACAACUCCCAGGACCGCAUCCACACACAGGACCACUUGAUGUCACAGGAGCGCCUUCACUCUCAGGAACGCCUGCAUUCCCAGGACCGCUUCUAUUCCCAAGACCGCCUCUACUCACUGGACCGCCUUCACUCCAAGGAUCCGCUGAUCUCCCCUGACAAGAUGAUGUCAAUCAAGCGCUCCGGGUUCCACAGCGACAAGUCCAUGUCCAGAGCCAUAUCCCACACGGACGUGUUUAUGCCCACCACACCCAUCCUGGACCACUACAAGAUGACAAAAAUGCACUCACAUCCCAGUGCCUCGAACAACACCCCACAGAACUCUGCAACCAUGAACCAGACGGCCUCCAAGAGGCAGGUCUUUGCCUCACGCCGAACGCAAACGGUGGAGCAGCUGCACUACGUCCCACAGCAGCAUCACCAUCACUACCGCACAGGGAGCAAGACCGAAGUAACUGUUUAACCGCUUGCAAACUUGUGGACAGU